Messenger RNA from Acyrthosiphon pisum (pea aphid), 1263 nucleotides. RefSeq lists its product as uncharacterized. NCBI's taxonomy places the organism in Eukaryota, Metazoa, Arthropoda, Insecta, Hemiptera, Aphididae. The record is from RefSeq and is a predicted model, not a curated record. The transcript is spliced from 2 exons. Bases 65 to 445 code for a protein of 126 amino acids.
UAGUUAGGUAUGGGUAAUUUAUAUCUAAUGCAUUUUAAAAUUGUUAAAUACAAACAAUAUUUUGAUGAAACAUAAAUUUGAUAGGAAUCCGGAUGCGGCUUUACUGUAUAGUUGGCCUACAGCGGAGUCUUCAAUGCGACAGUCGCGAAGAAGUGUUUGUCCAGCAGUACCAUCCACAUUGCGCGAGUUAGGGGAAUACUUAGAUAUAAAUGCUGAUAGGUAUCAAUGCAACAACCAUAACUUUUACCAGGAAUGGAUAGUGGACAAUGAUGGAAAGUAUAGCGUGAUGUUUGCGUGCCAAGAAAUUAUUAGCGCUGUAGUGAAUCAGGGGGCCACAGAACUACAUGCUGAUGCAACAUUCAAAGUAGUGCCGUCAAUGCCCCAUUGUAGACAACUGUUUAUGUUGCAUUUGAUCCUGCAAAAUCACGUAAAAAAUAAUAAUUAAUUACCAUUAAUUUUAAUUUAUAAUACAAAUAUUAAACUACCUACAUGCAUAUUUUGUCUAGUCUGUUCCUGUAUGCUUUGUAUUGAUGGAAGUAAAGACUGAGGCUGCAUAAUAUAGGAAAGUUUUGGAAAGAUUUUCUCGUAAAUUUCCCGAAGUCAGACCAUUGACAAUCAUGAUCGACUUUGAAACUGCACUCCGCAACGUCUUCUCUGAUAUAUACCCUGAAGCGACAGUAUCUUCAUGUUGGUUUCACUUUGUACAGGUUUGACAUUUUUCUCGUAUCAUUUAUUUUACUUUAACAUUCCCCAUUAAUUAUAGUUAAAGUAAUUUAUUAUUAAAAAUAAAUUAUUUAGAGUUUGCAGAAAAAUAUAAAGAAGAUGGGCUACUCAAACCAUGUAAAACAACACAGAGAAGCUAAAAUGUGCUUGAGGAUGUGUUCAGUGUUAGCACUGUUGCCUGCUCAUCAGAUCGAGCAGGGUUUCCAAGACAUCAAAAUGCAUGCUCAAAAUAAUGGUGUUUUGAUGCCGAGAUUUUUUACAUAUUUUACCAGGUAAAUUGUGUAUACUAAUACACAUGAGUUAUAUGUUUUAUUAUCAUUGGAAAAUAAAAUGUUCUCAAUACAACCUAAUAGUUUAAUUUUUAUAGCUUUUGGCUAACUCGCAAAGGCCCUGAGUGUUUUUCGGUCUACAACCAACCACGCCGAACGAACAAUAAUGUGGAAAGUUUCCAUUCAAAUCUUCAACAGACUUUUCAAGUGUCACACCCAAAUUUGUGGAAAAUGUUGGGUAAGUUUUUUUUUUUACUUAUUUAACAUAUAA